This is a messenger RNA of Pecten maximus, 1072 nucleotides long. RefSeq names its product atrial natriuretic peptide receptor 3-like. Lineage: Eukaryota; Metazoa; Mollusca; Bivalvia; Pectinida; Pectinidae. The transcript has a single exon. The record is from RefSeq and is a predicted model, not a curated record. The coding region runs from base 362 to 1060 and encodes 232 amino acids. Gene Ontology annotation, molecular function: signaling receptor activity; peptide hormone binding.
GGAAAGAUACCAUCUGGAUCAGAGAUUCGAUAAAGCAACUCUAUCACAAAAAUCAACGAGUUUAGAGUUAGGUGUGAAAUACUGUAUUUUUCAUUUUUUAGUUUGUGCUGUAGAUGGAAGUGUUUGGAACUAUAACCUGAUCAAUGUCACAUGAGCUGCAGACAAAAACAAUUUAAUGUUGAACAAUUAAAAUUAAAACCGUGCCUUGUUUCUCGAUACAAAGGUUCGCAUUACUUACUGAUAAGCACUUUCAAUGCAAUAAAUGUUUUUGUCAGUAAAACAUAAUAUAACAUUCUAACAUCGGAUUGGGAUGACGUAAAUUCUGAAUUGGAAAAACGUGGUUUUAGGAAUAUUUUCAACUAUGGGAUCUAAGCAGAGACAAACAUGCUGCUGCAUUGUACUAUUGUCCACAGUGUUAUCAGUAAGUUCCAUUGUUGUCAAGAUCGCGACAAUAUUACCCGCUGACAAUAGAAGGAUAUUUUCUAUUGACAGAAUCACACCGGCAAUACAAAUGGCCAUUGACGAACUUAGUAACAACUACACGCUGGUUGAGAAUCUAACGUUUUCUGUUGAAUAUGCUAACUCUCAGUGCUCGAUUGCCGAGGGCAUAAACCAGGCGAUAGACUUUUACAUUAAUCGUAAAGUUGAUGCGUUCUUUGGUCCGGUUUGUGACUAUGCCGUAGCACCAGUUGCUAGGCAAACAAGAUUUUGGAAUAUACCUUUAAUUUCCGGUGGCGCCAUGGCGCGUGAUUUUGCAAUUUACCGGAAGUCACAAUAUCCCAAGUUGACUCGAGUUGGUCCGGUGAAUUUCAACUCAUUGUCCGAUUUCUUUGUUAAGCUGUUUCGACAUUCUGGAUGGAAAUCUCUGAAGAUUUUAUACAAUCGGAAAGGGCACGCGAAUGUUUUCGAGGAUUUUUGUCAUCUGUGUGUGGAAGCUAUCCAUUAUGACAUGAUAGAAAAAGCGCGGGAAAUCAAACAGGAUUACUUUCGUUUAGAUGAAAAAACAGACCUUCGGAAGAUACUAUUCAAUGAAGUUGGACUGACGUUUGGAGGUAGGUGAAAUAUACUUUAU